CGAAACGCCGGCGCGGGCGCAUGUUGCACAGUACGAGUUAGUGUUACAUAUUCUUAUGCUACACGCAUGUGUUGUGUGAUUAAUGACAGAGGUUAAUAGUGUACGCUAAGUGCGCUGUGAAAAAUGCUGAAUUUGAGAUCAAUCAUUGUCCUUGGACUUCUUUGUGUGCACCCAGCCUAUUCGGUGCUGCCACAUCCUCGGCUAGACUCAGCUGAGUCUACAGAACAGUCGACUGAGUCUGCUUUACCUGGAGACCUACACGAAGGUUCGGGAGAAGACCCCACUGGACCCCCCACGAAUAAGAAUGAGACCAGAGAAGCCCUUAAAUCAGAUGGCAGUGAGCAAGACCCAGUAGUGUUUCUAUCUGAUAAGAACAGUUACAUCCCAGUUAGCAUCAAGCCAAGAUCACCAGUCGACUCUAGUUGGAGGGAGCCACCAGCUUGGGAAAGGGAGUACAGAAGACAUCGCACUAACGGCAGCAGAGUACAAUACAUCGAAGCAGAAUGCCAAGACGACUUCAUGAAAAUCAGAGUGGGUUUCAACGGGUCGUUCAGCGGUCUCGUUUAUUCAGCUGGCUACUCCUACGAUCCUGACUGUAUGUACAUAAACGGUUCUGGUCGUGACUAUUACGAGUUCUACAUACAACUGAACCGAUGCGGAACCCUGGGAAGAAACGGGCAACACGAGGACACCAGGAAACAUCCAGCUAAGAAUCUGAUGUGGAACACCAUAACAGUUCAGUAUAACCCACUGAUUGAAGAAGAGUUGGACGAACACUUCAAGGUCACCUGCGAAUACGGAUACGAUUUUUGGAAAACUGUCACCUUCCCCUUCCUGGACGUUGAAGUGGCGACAGGCAAUCCGGUGGUCUUCACUCUGCAGCCUCCAGAGUGUUAUAUGGAGAUAAGAUCUGGUUAUGGGGCGACCGGAGCAAGGGUCACGGGACCAGUGAGGGUUGGAGAUCCUCUGACUUUGCUCAUUUACAUGAGAAGCGCGUAUGAUGGUUUUGAUAUAGUCGUCAAUGAUUGUUUCGCACACAACGGGGCUGCGAAGAGAAUCCAACUCAUAGAUGAAUAUGGAUGUCCCGUGGAUGAUAAACUGAUAUCUCGCUUCCGCGGCUCCUGGUCCGAGUCCGGUGUCUUCGAGACUCAGGUUUACGCGUACAUGAAGACUUUUCGCUUCACCGGAUCGCCAGCCUUAUAUAUUGAAUGCGAUGUUAGGAUGUGCCAUGGGAGAUGUCCGUCACAACCCUGCCAUUGGCGUAACAUGAAGAGUGUAAAGAAACGUUCAGCUGAAGCGGAGACGGCGAGCGUAGCGCCGCGUCUAUCAGAAAACAUCUCUCUCUUUCAGUCGUUGAGAGUUCUACAGGAGGGGGAAGAGGACGAGGAUAUGGCACGAGCUGGUAUGUUUAAUGCAGCUGAAGGACAGACGUGUAUGAAGACGUCAGCGCUCUCCGCUAUGAUAGUGUCUUGUAGUGUGCUCGUGGCAGCCCUGCUGGUAGCCCUCCUUGUUGCCGCUAGAGGAUGGCGGCAAAGCGAAAAAAGGACGCCAAUACACGCUUAUGUACCACACAAGGGAAGAAUAAAAUAAUUUUCUAGAUUUAGGCUUUAGUUACAUAAUUUUGAGAUUAUUGCUGUACGAACGCAAAUGUUUAAUUUAUGAAUGGAUGAAUAGUAUGGACCUUUGGCUUUUUAUAGAAGGAAGUAGAUAAAAGAAAACUAAGUACAUAUAUUUUGAGUGUAUCAAUAAAGUAAAAGUUUUGAAUAUUUCUCACGCGGGUUUUAAAUAGAGCAAAUGAAAAGCUUUUACAUUUUAAAGUAAUACUCGUUAAGUAAAAUUUUAGAUUAAGUUUAGCAAAUAAAUAAAAAAAAAAUUCCACCCAUCGACUACCAUAAUUGUCGGUAAAAAUAUGGAAUUGAAAGACAAAAAGUGAGGACGUGUAUUUUUAUGCAAAAUACAUCUCCUCCUGUUUGCCAAAUUCUUGUGAUAAAAAUUAAGAGGGCUGAGACAAUACGAACUGAUUCACUCAACAAUAUCUAUAUAAUAUAGGAAUAUUACUUUCUAUACCACAGAGGUUUUAUGGAACCAAUAUUCGAAUUUGGAAUUUUUGAACGAUUUUGAACUUUUAUAAAAAAAAAAAUAUAUCGAACAGUAUUUUCAGCCCAGCUUAAAUAAAUUUUUAAUUUAAGACAAUUAUUUAUUGUAUCGACUAAAGCACGUUUGUUUUUAAGGUUAUUGUAAAUAUAUUUUUAGUUAGAUAAUUUUGUAUUCUCAUUUCAAGGAAAA
This is a messenger RNA of Danaus plexippus (monarch butterfly), 2286 nucleotides long. RefSeq lists its product as uncharacterized. NCBI's taxonomy places the organism in Eukaryota, Metazoa, Arthropoda, Insecta, Lepidoptera, Nymphalidae. The transcript is spliced from 13 exons. The record is from RefSeq and is a predicted model, not a curated record. Bases 124 to 1590 code for a protein of 488 amino acids.